Molecule: messenger RNA, 2655 nt
Organism: Contarinia nasturtii (swede midge)
Lineage: Eukaryota; Metazoa; Arthropoda; Insecta; Diptera; Cecidomyiidae
Exons: 7
Coding region: 220-2655 (811 amino acids)
Molecular function (GO): phosphatase binding
Source: RefSeq, a predicted model, not a curated record
AUUGUUGUUGUACUAUGACGCAUUUUGAAAACACACGACCUGACUCUUGCAAUGUUUUUGUUUCGUAGAACUUUUUCGCGAAAUGGCUUGGUGGUUUUUGGUGCUGUCUUCAUGGCGUCAGAAAAUUUUACUUAAAUUGGGCUAAACGUUAGUUAGUAUUCGGGAAUAUUUGACACAUACAACGCACAUAGCAUACUGUGUAGUGAGAAAUUGACAAAAAUGGAUACAUUUUUUAAAAACGAAGAAGAAAAUCAACGUAAUUUAGAAACACGAUGGGAUCGAAUUGAAAAGCGGCACAUCCAUUCGGCCAUCGUAUAUGAACCCACCGAUGCAACAGCAGAAAUUUGUAAAAAUUUUAUACAAAACAAGGAAUUUGUUACGAAUAAUCAACUGAAGACAUUAAUGGGCGAUAAAUCAAAGAAAUAUAAUUUGGAUCCAAAUCUUGUAAUGGAUUUGCGACAUUCGAAAGUAAGACGACGCAAUAAAAGUGCCACGUCGGCAAUUAAUCGACGUGCAAAACAUUUUGUUGACGAACGAAUGCAUGUUCAAAAAAUGUUUGAAUUGAAUCGUGAAAUUUCAAAAUACAAACAAAAAUUGACGAAAAUCCGACCCAAGUCAAAUGAUUUUCACACUCAAAACGCAGCAAAAAAAUGUUAUUCGGCUCGAUCAGAUGGAUAUUUGAAAAUUGCCAUUCCAUGCGGAAGAGGUGACGAUGGAAAUGAUGAAGUGAAUGCCAGGAUUGAAAAUGGUGAUGAUGACUUGAAUUCACAAGAAAGUUGCCCAGUGGAAAAUAAACAACAUCUUGUUGAAGAUGAUAAUGAAUUGUACGAUGACAAUCAAGAGACCAGAUCAUUGUCACCACUUUUAAUUCCAUCUCAGUGUUUGUUAGACGAAAGUGAUUCAAUGAAUGGAAUUGAUGUAGAUUUGACAUCGGACCAGCAACCGAUUCCAAGUGAUUUUGAAAGCACAUCACCUUGUAGUUCACACACUGAACUCAAAACUGUAAUUCGACCACAACAAAUAACAUGUAAAUCUCAUGAUGAUUUUGAGUUUAUUGUCAAACCAAUGAUUAUGGUGAAUAUUCAAGACACCAUUCGAUCGAAUAUACCCAAUGAAUUUGGUGGUGAAAGCAACUCAAAAUCUCAAGCAAAACCGUUCAAUUUCAUUCGAGAGAGUAAAAUUGACGUUAACCAGCAUAUGUCAAUUCUUAUUAAAAAAUUGUCAUCUGAAAUUGUCGACCAGAAGAGUAGAUACGAUUCAUAUAUGGAUGAAUCGACUGUGGGAAAUCACAUUAUAAAAGAAGUGUUCGAUAAAAAAACGCAAGACAACUUUUUAGUUUUGCAAAAGUAUUUUCUUCGUUGGAUACAUUUUAAUACGAUUGAAAAGUUGAAGCGUCGAAAUCCGACACAAACCCGUCUCCAAAAGAUGGAAGCAUUUCUACAAAAUAUCACAUUGGAACGGAAACGAGCGUUGAAUAAAUUGAGACGACCAGGAAAUAUGCUGGCACCAUGUCAUAAUGCUGAAUACAGGCGAAUGACAUUGCACGAUCCCAACAUGGAAUCGCCUCGUUUGCUCAUCAGAACCUAUAACAAUAAGCUUAAAACACAACAAGACAUUAUUGAACUGCAAAAAAUCAAAUUACAGCGCCAACAACGAAUUAUUACUGAAAUGAAACUCUCAAAACUGCUUGAAGACACCAAUGACGCUGAAAAUCAUCUAAAAGAAGAGCUUAGUAUUGUAGCCAAAACAGGUUGUCAAAAUUCACGUUCGAAAGCCAAGUGUCUUCAAAUUGCUGGCAAUCUCAAAGACAAAGACGACGAUAUGAAAUCUGAGCUCCAAGCCAAGGGUAUAACAGCGCCAAAAUUUCUCAUAGAAAUGCAAGCACGUGCAUUGGAACGUGAAAUGAGACAUCAAGAAGCGCAACGUCGACGUGAGGCGCUUGAACGAGAGAAAGAAGCAUUGAAAAUGGCUGCUGAGGAAGAAAAACGUCGAUUGGAUGAGGAAGCAAAACGAGAACGAAUUCGUGAGUAUUGGCGCAAGCGGCGCCUGGAGAAGGAGAUUGAAGCAAAGAAAGCGCUGGAACGUAUGAGAUUCCUCACCAACUUGGAGCUAGCAAAGGCAUUUAAUCGUUCCCAUCUGCUAAAAUGGGCGAUGGAAAAGUUCAAAAACAUAGUUCGAUGGAAACAUCGAAAUAAGCAUGUCAGCACUGAAUUGCGUCAUCGAAUGCUUUACCGAGACUACUUCCACCGAUGGAAAAAGCACACAAAUCGAAUUUGGGAAGAGCGCAAAGCAAAGGCUGAUGCGUGCUAUCAUCUUCAUUGUAAGCUGAUGGCAUGGGCCAAAUGGCAGGAAUGCUAUAUGAUCAUGCGAAGAAAAGUAUGGUUGGCUGAUGACUGGUUCCAUUUGAGAUUGUCAGAGCGUGUGUUUCGGGCCUGGAAUUGUGUAACAGCACAAACAAGACUUAUUUUUGAAAUUAAAACUAGGCAAGCUGAGGCGCAUUUCAAUUGGUACAUGAAAUGGAAAGUAUUGGAACAUUGGCGACGCUUACAUGCCAUUCUUAAAAUCGAAAAAGAUACCGAAGAGCGACGUGAACGUUGGCGUAGCAAAAUCUACGAACUCAUCCCUGAUUAUACUCCAAAUGUCGAAUUUAUUUGA